AUGAAGAACAAGUACCCCUCAAAGCCUGUUCUGAUCUUUUUGUUUCUUUCUUUAAACAUUUUUUCCAUAGAAAUAGGAUUGGCUCAAAACGAAACAGCACCUAUCGGAGUGAAUGUUGGUUUGGUCUUAGACAUGGGAUUUUUGGAUGUCAAUAUUAGUUUGAGUUGCAUUAACAUGGCCCUCUCGGACUUCUAUGCCACUCAUGGCCGUGACUACAAAACCAGACUAGUCCUCACCACUAGGGACUCCAAGAAAGAUGUAGUUGAAGCAGCAGCCGCAGCCUUGGACCUGAUAAAAAAUGUGGAAGUCCAAGCAAUCUUAGGGCCUACAACAUCAAUGCAAGCCAAUUUUGUUAUUGACCUUGGAGAAAAAGCUCAAGUGCCCAUCAUAUCAUUUUCUGCAUCAUGUCCUUUUCUUACUUCCAAGAGGAGCCCCUAUUUUUUACGAGCAACAAAUAAAGACUCAAGUCAAACGAAUGCCAUAAGUUCUAUAGUUCAAGCCUUCGGAUGGAGAGAAGCAGUACCCAUCUAUGUUGACAACGAAUAUGGAGAGGGAAUCAUUCCUUAUUUAAUUGAUUCUUUGCAAGCAGUUGAUGCUCGUGUCCCCUACCGGAGCGUUAUUUCUCCUUCAGCCACCGAUGAUCAAAUUGCUGAGGAGCUAUACAAGCUGAUGACAAUGCAAACGAGAGUUUUCAUUGUGCACAUGUUUCCUUCUCUUGCCGCUCGGGUUUUUGACAAAGCUAAAGAGAUUGGAAUGAUGAGUGAAGGUUAUGUUUGGAUCAUGACUGAUGGGUUCACCAAUGUUUUCUCUAGUUCAUCUGCAGAUACUUCUGUCAUUGAUAAAAUGCAGGGGGUAUUGGGUGUUAAACCUUAUGUACCAAAAACGAAAGAGCUCGAGAAUUUUCGAGUUCGUUGGAAAAGGAAAUUUUAUCAAGAUAAUCCAGAGAUUGUUGAUGCUGAGUUGAAUAUUUAUGGACUAUGGGCCUAUGAUGCUGCAACAGCUUUGGCCUUUGCAGUUGAGAAAGCUGGAACUUCAAAUUUGGGCUUCCGAAAGGCAGAUGUUUCUAGCAAUUCAUCAACGCAUCUUGGGGUCUCCUUAAACGGCCCAAACCUUCUUCAAGCAUUAUCAAACAUUAGCUUUAAAGGUCUUACAGGAGAUUACCUUUUCAUUAAUGGGGAGUUAGAAUCACCAGCUUUGCAGAUAGUUAAUGUGAAUGGCAAUGGAGGAAGAGAGAUUGGAUUUUGGACUCCAACAAAAGGACUUGUGAAAAACUUGAUUUCGACAAAAAAUAUAAGUUCGGAGUCAAUAUCAUUGUCUGGUAUUUCGACAGUAAUAUGGCCUGGGGAUACUACUGCUGUUCCCAAGGGUUGGGAGGUUCCCACAAGUGAGAAGAAGUUGAAAAUAGGAGUGCCAAUGAAGGGUGGCUUGAAUCAGUUUGUAGUAGUGACCAAUGAUUCCAAUUCCAACACCCCAAAAGUCUCCGGAUUCUGCAUAGAUGUUUUCGAUGCUGUAGUCAAAGCAUUACCUUAUGGUUUGCCAUAUGAGUAUAUCCCCUUUGGCAAGCCUGAUGGCGAGCCUGCUGGAACUUACGAUGAUCUGGUCUAUCAAGUAUACUUAAAGAAUUAUGAUGCUGUGGUUGGAGACGUUAGCAUUGUCUUCAACAGGUCCUUGCACAUCGACUAUACGUUGCCUUUCACGGAAAGUGGUGUCUCCAUGAUUGUUCCUAUUGCAGACAACAAUAGCAAAAAUGCAUGGGCUUUCAUGAAACCUUUGACAUGGGACCUCUGGAGUUAUACAGCCAGUUUAUCUAGCCUACUUACAGUCCAGCAGCUGCAGCCUACAGUUACUGAUGUUCAGGAGCUCAUUAAGAAGGAGGAGUUUGUGGGCUACCAGGAAGGUUCUUUUGUUCUAGGAAUCUUGUUAGACUUGGGGUUCGACAAGUCCAAGCUCUUGGCGUAUAGUUCUCCCGCACAAUGCCAUGAACUUUUCUCCAAAGGAAGAGGAAAGGGUGGCAUAGCUGCUGCCUUUGACGAAGUGCCAUGUAUGAAGCUCUUCCUGUCAAAAUAUUGCUCCAAAUAUACCAUGAUAGAUCCUACAUUUAAAACUGGCGGUUUCGGCUUUGUCUUCCCUAAAGGUUCUCCUCUAGUUCCUGAUAUAUCAAGAGCAAUUUUGAACAUUACUGAGGGAGAUCAAAUGAAGAACAUCGAGGAUGCAUGGUUUGGUAAAUAUAGAAGUUGUCCGGAUUCCAGCACCUCAGUUUCGUCUAAUAGCCUUAGUCUCGAGAGUUUCUGGGGAUUAUUUUUAAUUGCUGGAAUAGCUGCACUUUUAGCUCUCAUUAUCUUCAUAGUGAUGUUUGUUUACCAGGAAAGAAGAGUAUUCUUGAGGCCCUCUGAUUCAACCACUUCAAUAUGGACUAGACUUCGACAUUUGUUUAGCAUUUUCAAUCAGAGGGACUUGACAUCCCAAACUUUCAGAAAAAGUGAAGUGAAUGACAGAAAUGGAAUCGAUCUUCCAACUGUGGUGGCUCCAAGUCCAUCAGCCUAUUCAGUUCAUACAGAAUUUCCUGGAGAUCCAUCCUCUGCAGAGCAUCAACAAGCCCUUAUUGGCCUGGUUUUGAGGCCAUCAAGUUUGAGGUCUCCUCUUUUUGUUUCUUUGGGCCUGAGUCAUCAGCUUAUCGGCCUCAUGUCAACUGAAUGCCAUAAGUGCUAUAAUUCAAGCCUUCGGAUGGAGAAGAGCAAUUCCUAUCUAGUUGACAAUGAAUAUGGAAGGGGAAUCAUGCCUUAUUUAACUGAUGAUUUGCAAGCUGUUCAAGCUCGUGUCCCCUACCAGAGUGUCAUUUCUCCAUCGGCCACUGAUGAUCAACUUGGUGAAGAGCUUUACAAGUUGAUGAAAAUGCAAGCUAGAGUUUUCAUUGUGCAAAUUUCACCAAAUUCUUCUGUCACUGAUAGAAUGCAAGGGGUACUGGGUGUUAAACCUUAUGUUCCAAGAACAGAAGAGCUCAAAGAUUUACGAGUUCGGUGGAAAAAGAAAUUCCAACUAGAUAAUCCAGAGAUUAUUGAUGCUGAGUUGAGCAUUUGUGGACCAUGGGCCUAUGAUGCAGCUACAGCAUUGGCCAUGGCAGUUGAGAAAGCUGGAACUGCAAAUCUAGGCUUCCAGAAGGGAAAUGACUCUAGCAAUUCAACGGAUCUUGCAACUCUUGGGGUGUCUUUAAAUGGUCCAAACCUUCUUCAAGCUUUAUCAAACACUAGUUUUAAAGGCCUUACAGGAAAUUACUUUUUUGUUAAGAGGCAGUUGCAAUCAUCAUCUUUCCAGAUAGUUAAUGUGAAUGGAAAUGUAGGAAGAGAGAUUGGAUUUGGGACACCAAAAGGACUAUUGAAAAAGUGGAAUUCGACUCCUUUGUCUGGUAUUUCGACAGUAAUAUGGCCUGGGGAUGGUGUUGCUGUUCCCAAGGGUUGGGAGGUUCCCACAAAUGAGAAGAAGUUGAAGAUAGGAGUUCCAGUGAACUUGGAUGACAACAAUAUGUAUUUGUCUGUCAGAAAAGAUCCAAGUUCUAACACCACAAAAAUCACCGGAUUCUGCAUAGAUAUUUUUGAAGCUGUAGUCAAAAAAUUACCUUAUGCUUUGCCGUACGAGUACAUCCCCUUUGCCAAGCCUGCUGGAACUUACAACGAUCUGGUCGAUCAAGUGUACUUGAAAAAUUACGAUGCGGUAGUUGGAGAUGUUACCAUUCUCUACAACAGGUCCUUGCUCGUAGAUUAUACCUUGCCAUUCACAGAAAGUCGUGUCGUCAUGAUUGUUCCUUUUGUAGACAACAAGAGCAAAAAUGCAUGGGUCUUCUUGAAACCUUUGACCUGGGACCUUUGGGUGACAAGUCUGUGUUUCAUUGUUUUUAUGGGAUUUGUGGUCUGGGUUCUUGAACAGAGAAUAAAUGAAGAUUUUCAAGGUUCUCCUUCAAAUCAAGUUGGCACUAGCUUCAGGUUUUCCUUCUCAACGAUGGUUUUCGCACAUCAAGAGGGAGUGGUUAGCAACUUGACUAGAGCAGUGGUAAUUGCGUGGUGUUUCGACGUGUUGGUCCUCACACAGAGUUGCACGGCCAGCUUUAUGAGCCUCCUCACAGUCCAGCAGCUGCAGCCUAAAGUUGCAGAUAUAAAGGAGCUAAUUCAAAGAAGGGAUUAUGUGGGUUAUGAGAAGAAUUCUUUUAUUCUAGAUAUGUUGUUAGAGUUAGGGUUCAACGAGGACAGGCUUGUGGCAUAUACAUCUUAUGAAGAAUACGAGGGCCUUUUCUCCAAAAGAAGCGGACAUGGUGGUAUUGCUGCCGCUUUCGGUGAGUCGCCGUACGUGAAGGUAUUUCUGUCAAAGUAUUGCCGUAAAUAUACAACGGCUGAUCGUAUAUUUAGAACCGGUGGUUUUGGCUUUGUCUUCCCUAAAGGUUCUCCUCUUCUAACUGAUAUGUCAAGGGAAAUUUUAAAUAUAAUUGAGGGAGAUACAAUGAAGCAAAUUGAGGACUCAUGGUUAGGCGAACAAAGCACUUGUCCAGAUUCCAAUACCUUGAUUUCAUCUACUAGACUUGGUCUCAAGAGUUUCUGGGGUUUAUUUCUAAUUUCUGGACUAGUUUCAAUUUCAGCUCUCAUUAUCUUCACAGCUGCAUUUGGUUACAAAGAAAGAACAGAUGCCACAGAAGUUGACGUGAGAGUGAAACCUUUUACCGCUAAUACCUCAAAGGUUAAGGAAUCUGAUGCUAAUGUAACUAAAGCUUGA
Molecule: messenger RNA, 4758 nt
Organism: Dovyalis caffra
Lineage: Eukaryota; Viridiplantae; Streptophyta; Magnoliopsida; Malpighiales; Salicaceae
Source: the annotation of a GenBank genome assembly